AUGUUUUAGUAGUAAGUUAAAAAGGAGGAUGUAAUAGACAAAGACAUUCUGAAGUUGAAAAAAGAGAAACUUGAGUAGGUUUUCGCUAUUGACAUGGUUUUAGUUUAAAAUAAGUACGAAGGUUUAUUGUCCUUUAAAGGACCUUUGGAGGAUUAAUUUGAUAUUUUCGAUAAGCCUGACUUAUUCCAUGUUUAGGAGUAAGGGAAAAAAUACCUCUGCUUCGGGGGAUAGUAGCAUGCUAAGAUCCAGCAUUUCUACUAAAAGCAUCUCCAAGAUAAGAAGUAUGCUGAGCUAGAAUUAUCAGCUGCUGUAGAAUCUUCAUAAUUAAAGGAACAAAAAUUAGUUUUUACUAAUUUUAUCCUCUUCUUCAUCAAAUAAGAAGAGAUUAAGGUGAUAAUUCUAGAUUAAAUGGAUAGUAAUUAAGAUCAGGAUUAGAUUUAAAUCCUUUUUUUGAAAACACAAACACCUACGCCUGAGUUAACCAUAGAAAUAUAUGUUAAAAGGGAAUGGACGUUCCAUUUAAAUAAAGAUGACAAAAAUAUUUAAGCUGUAGAGGAGAAGGAGGAGCUUAAAAAAUUAAACGAAAUAUUCGAUAAGUGCAAACUACAAAAUAUAGAUCACUGUGAAUGGUUUAAAAUAGGAAAGAAGAAAUAUGUCUUCACUUGUGAAGCUAAUAAGUUUCCUUAAGCACUAGAUCCCUACAACUAAAAUCUUUACAACUAUUAGCUAAAAGAAAUGAUAUAGAAACUUCAGUGGAAUAUGAUUGAGUCCUUUAAAUUUCCAGAAAAUUAUAAUGAUCCCAAAUUCUAUAAAGUGAAUGAAUUUACUUGUACAGAAACACUUUAUCGAACGAGUUUUGAGUUUAAAUAUGUGGCAUUCAAAUUCAUGAAAACCUUAACAAAAAGAGACCCAAGAUUGAAUGAAAUUCAAGCCACAAUUGACAUAAUGAAUCAAGAACUUAGUUAGGUCAAUUUAGCUACUGUAAUAGAGAUAAAGAAAAUCUACAAUAAGCAAAUUUAUCAAACAGUAGGAAGUGAAUUUGAAAGAAUGUUAUAAAAGCAUCCAUUGAUAUCAGGACUGAACUUAGUAAAGCAUCUUUUUCAUGGUUCAAGAUUAAGUGAUCCAUUAAAUAUCUUCUCAUUUGAAAGUGGACUUGACAUGAGGCAUAAUGUUAUUCUGUACUGUCAUAACUGGAUUAUCAUCUAGUUAAGGCGGAGGAUAAUAAGCAAGAAUGCCUGCUGCUAUACCAGGCAAACAAGGUGUAUUGUAUGA
Messenger RNA from Stylonychia lemnae, 1272 nucleotides. Lineage: Eukaryota; Ciliophora; Spirotrichea; Sporadotrichida; Oxytrichidae. The record is from the annotation of a GenBank genome assembly.